This is a messenger RNA of Hibiscus syriacus, 1496 nucleotides long. Its product is annotated as methionine aminopeptidase 2B-like. Gene Ontology annotation, biological process: proteolysis. The transcript has 11 exons. Gene Ontology annotation, molecular function: metalloaminopeptidase activity. Lineage: Eukaryota; Viridiplantae; Streptophyta; Magnoliopsida; Malvales; Malvaceae. Bases 16 to 1344 code for a protein of 442 amino acids. The record is from RefSeq and is a predicted model, not a curated record.
GUGGAUUCUGUGUCAAUGAGUUCUGUGCAAACAGGGUCUUUAGUGAUGGCUACUGAGAUAGUGAAUAAUGAUGUUCUUGCGGGAGACAAUGAGGAGUUGGAGAUUUCGAAUGGCAUUGAGAAAUUAGAGAUAUCAAAUAGAAACGAUGACUUAUCUGCAAACUCUUCAUCUAUUAAAAAAGAUGAAGAAGGAGGCACAGAAGUUGCAAAGAAGAAAAAGAAGAAGAAUAAAAGCAAGAAAAAGGAGGCACUGAAGCAGACUGACCCUCCAUCUAUUCCUGUUGUUGAUCUUUUCCAAUCUAUGGAGUUUCCUGAGGGUGAAAUUCAACAGUACAACGAUGAUAAUUUGUGGAGGACUACUUCUGAGGAGAAGAGAGAAUUAGAGCGCCUCGAAAAGCCAAAAUAUAAUGCUGUGCGUCAAGCAGCUGAAGUCCAUCGUCAGGUUCGGAAAUAUAUCAAAAGCAUCUUGAAACCUGGAAUGUUAAUGGCUGACCUGUGCGCGACCUUGGAGAACACAGUUCGCAAGCUAAUUUCAGAGAAUGGUUUGCAAGCUGGGAUUGCAUUUCCUACUGGAUGCUCUCUGAACUGGGUUGCUGCUCACUGGACUCCCAAUUCUGGAGAUAAGACUCUCCUUCAGUAUGAUGAUGUGAUGAAGUUGGAUUUUGGAACUCAUAUUGAUGGAUAUAUAGUUGAUUGUGCCUUUACAGUGGCAUUUAAUCCUAUGUAUGAUCCACUUCUUGAAGCUUCUCGUGAAGCAACCAAUACAGGUAUCAAGGAAGCUGGUAUUGAUGUCCGUCUUUGUGAUGUUGGUGCCGCAAUUCAAGAGGUGAUGGAAUCAUAUGAGGUUGAAAUAAAUGGGAAGGUGUUUCAAGUUAAAAGCAUACGUAACUUGAAUGGACACAGCAUUGGGCCGUAUCAGAUCCAUGCUGGAAAAUCAGUUCCUAUUGUGAAAGGUGGGGAGCAAACAAAAAUGGAAGAGGGUGAAUUUUUUGCCAUCGAAACCUUUGGUUCUACUGGAAAAGGGUAUGUCAGAGAAGAUCUAGAGUGCAGCCAUUAUAUGAAAAACUUUGAUGCUGGACACAUUCCGCUGAGGUUGCCUAGAGCGAAGCAGCUGCUAGCUACAAUAAAUAAGAACUUCUCUACAUUGGCCUUCUGUAGACGGUAUUUGGAUCGCUUGGGAGAGACCAAAUAUCUGAUGGCGCUGAAGAAUUUAUGUGAUGCUGGCAUUGUUCAGCCUUAUCCUCCUCUAUGCGAUGUUAAGGGUAGCUAUGUGUCUCAGUUCGAGCAUACCAUAUUGCUGCGGCCGACCUGCAAAGAAGUUAUAUCUAGAGGUGAUGACUACUAAGGGGAAUUAGCUGAAAAGUUUUGUCAGUAAACAUCUUUGAUAUUUGUUUUUCUGUUGCAUGAGUCACUAAACCAUUAAUGUUGUAAUUUUAGCACUGUAACUUUGUGUUUCAAGACUCAUAAUUGGAAUUAAAAUUUCAGUAUCUUUGCUUU